GCUUGCAGGCACAAUGUCAGAGCUUGCUCGCAUGCUUGCAGGAGUUCUGGCCGAGAAUCUGGGGUCCCCUGGGGAUCAAUUCACCAAGAGCUGCAGCAAGAGCACAUGCUUCCUUCGGCUGAAUCGUUAUCCGCCAUGCCCAUUCUCACCAGAGACUUUUGGCCUGAUGCCUCACACCGAUAGCGACUUCCUCACCAUCCUUCAUCAGGAUCAAGUAGGUGGCUUGCAACUGAGGAAGGAUUCCAAGUGGAUCGCUGUCAAGCCUAACCCAGAUGCACUUAUAGUCAACAUUGGAGAUCUCUUUCAGGCAUGGAGCAAUGAUGUCUACAAGAGUGUUCAGCACAAGGUGAUGACCAAUACGAAGGUGGAGAGGUAUUCGGUAGCUUAUUUCCUUUGCCCAUCAAACGAGUCCACCAUAGGGAGUUGCAGGGAGCCUUCCGUCUACAAGAAGUUCACUUUCGGGGAGUUCAGGAGGCAGGUGGAAGAGGACGUGAAAAGAAGUGGUUACAAGGUGGGGCUUCCAAGAUUUCUCCUCUAG
Molecule: messenger RNA, 538 nt
Organism: Musa acuminata subsp. malaccensis (wild Malaysian banana)
Lineage: Eukaryota; Viridiplantae; Streptophyta; Magnoliopsida; Zingiberales; Musaceae
Product: gibberellin 2-beta-dioxygenase 8-like
Biological process (GO): gibberellin catabolic process
Molecular function (GO): gibberellin 2-beta-dioxygenase activity
Source: RefSeq, a predicted model, not a curated record